Messenger RNA from Acanthamoeba castellanii str. Neff, 1224 nucleotides. RefSeq names its product Xylosyltransferase. The transcript has 7 exons. Gene Ontology annotation, molecular function: protein xylosyltransferase activity. Bases 1 to 1224 code for a protein of 407 amino acids. The record is from RefSeq and is a predicted model, not a curated record. NCBI's taxonomy places the organism in Eukaryota, Discosea, Longamoebia, Acanthamoebidae. Gene Ontology annotation, biological process: chondroitin sulfate proteoglycan biosynthetic process; heparan sulfate proteoglycan biosynthetic process. Gene Ontology annotation, cellular component: membrane.
AUGCGCGUGCGCGACAAGGACCUGUUCCUCAGUUUGGUCGGGCAGCUGCCCGACGUGCUGCGCUCUGCCCGCUUCUCCAUGUUCACCCACGCCAACCGCUUCAAGCCGAACGAGGAGGCUUGCCGCGAGAGGAUGCAGUAUGACCUGUGCAAAGAGUGCGCGGCCAAAAGCGGCCUCUGCGGGCCGGCGGCCAGGGAGGACCCUGAGGGCUUGAGCCUCCUGCCGGACGAAAAGAGAGUGCUCGACUCGAUGGUGCGCGCCACCAACCUCACACGCCAACGCAGACCAUUUCGGCACGAUCCCACUUCGCCGCCCAAGCUGGCCUACGUGGUGUUCGGGUACGACGAUGUCGGAAUCAAGACACCCAACACGGCCGACUCCGUGGUCAGGCUGCUGGCUGGCAUCGUUCACCCCAACGACACCAUACUCGUACACAUCGACGGCGACUCCUCCCCACCGUUUUACCAGGCCGUCGAAGACUACACACGCAACUUCGACAACGUCAAUAUGGUUCGGGAACGCUUCGUGACAUCGUGGGGCGGCAUCUCAACGGUGUGGAUUGAGCUCGCGACAAUCGCCGAAGCCAUUGAACGCGACGCCAAGUGGGAGUUUUUCAUCAACCUGAGCGGGAUGGACUACCCCAUCAAAACGCACAAGGAGAUCACGCAGUUCCUUGGCCAGAAUCGAGGGAAAAGCUUCAUCGAACAUACCUACCCCACACCCAAGCUUCUAGAGGCAGUCCACAACUAUUACAUUGAAUGUUCUGUUGGUCCAGUGCAAGUCAAGGGCGCAGAGGGGUUUGUCGCCCAGUUCCCAUCCGGAACACACGUGAACGCCACCAUCCCGUAUGCUCGUGGCGAACAUUGGUGGGUGCUCAGCCGAGAGUUCUGCGAGUGGCUGGUGUCGUCGAGUACCGUUCGCAAGAUGCUGCAGUGGGGCAAACACAUCUUGUUGCCAGACGAAUACUUCAUAAUGACUGCCGCCGUCUGGUCGCCCCACUACCCCUUUGUGGUAUCAGACCACCUUCGCUACAUCCGGCGGCGUGACAACGGGAAGAGAGAUCUGGAGCCCAUGGACGUUCCACUCAUGAAGAACUCCACCGCUCUAUUUGCCCGAAAGUUUAAUCCCAACGCAAACGACGUGCUCUCCGUCAUGGAGGCGUGGCUCAAGGAGAAGAUAGAGAAGGAGACAGCACAACCCUCACACAAACGCCCAACGCGAUGA